AUGUGCCGCAUCUGUGGCCGCGUUGUGAAGUGCAUCUUUGAUUCGAUGCCAUCGAGGAGCCCUUCACAGGCGACGAAGCAAUUCAGAAAGCUACAGCCCCGAUCACAGACCAGGUCGCACCAUGUAUCCGCCCAGUCAGUCGUCCGGCCGGCUCUGAACAUCUCCAAAGCAACAUCUCAACCACCGACCUUCCUCCUCCCUUUCCGCGCAAAGCUGCAUCAAGCCACGAGACAGCAAGCGACAGGCUCUCAAGUCGAAUUCAAACCCUUCAGCGAAGGUCUCCCCCCAACACUAUUACAGACCACCUCUGAAUCUUCUCCGUCCACGACCAGCGACAGCGAGGGAGCACACAUCAGCAAAACCUCAACCCAAAGCCUUUCACGACCCCUCGUCCUCUCAAAAUCCCUCCAGGAGCUCCUCCCCAAACUUCGCGCCCAGAAACCGCACUACAUCACCGCACACAUCCAUCGCUUCCCAUACCUACUGACGGAAGGCGACCUGGUGCGCCUACCCUUCCACAUGAAAGACGUGCUGCCAGGAGACAUCCUACGCCUCAACCGAGCCAGCAUCAUCGGCUCGCGAGAAUACACGCUCAAGGCGGGCAUGAGCAACACAGAGUCCUACGACACCAAGCGCACCGGCGAACCCAACUACCUGGACGAGCGACUGUUCGAGCUCCGCCUCCGCGUCAUGGGCCUGGAGACCGGCCCGAUGAUGGAGACGGAGAAGAAGAAGCGCAGGAAUCGACACCGCCGCAUCAUCCACAGUAAGCAUAAAUACACCAUGCUCCGCGUCAUGCAGCUCAAGGUCAAGAGUCUGGAGGAGUUGCGUGCUGAGAAGGGAACUUUGUUGUUGGAGGCGUAG
Molecule: messenger RNA, 864 nt
Organism: Exophiala bonariae
Lineage: Eukaryota; Fungi; Ascomycota; Eurotiomycetes; Chaetothyriales; Herpotrichiellaceae
Exons: 2
Coding region: 1-864 (287 amino acids)
Cellular component (GO): mitochondrial large ribosomal subunit
Molecular function (GO): structural constituent of ribosome
Source: RefSeq, a predicted model, not a curated record